AUGUGCCAGUAUGGCUUUCGAUGGCCCAAAACGAUGAGAUGCAGACAUUUUCCCAAAGCUAACGGCAACAGAGUACGCGUAGAUCGGAACGCAAUGGUACGUAAUAGUGCAUUGAUAAUAACUCGACAGCAAAAAAUUCCCAAACACACCAGCCUCCUGGAAAAAUUGUGAAGAAUGGUAUUUCAUCUUGAUUGCUAUUACUUCCAGUUUUGGAGGUUGAGUUACAGACAAAAGUCAUUUUCCAAUGUGGCUAUGUGCGGUCAUAUCUAUAAUAGCGCAUGUUUCUUUUUGAAAUAUUUUUGAUUGGCAUCUUUGGUAAACUAGUCAGCAUAAUGAAUAGUACAAUUUUAUGAAGUAGAGUCAUAUAUUGCGAAAAUUUCUUCGUGAGCAGUCGUAAGUAUUCGUCGGUAGUCGAAGUAUUGUAAACGUAUUGAAAGCAAAAGAUUUAAUUGUAAGUAAUAGUAGUUAUAGGCUUUCCACCUGAUUGUAUUUGCAACAUACAGUGAGAAGUUGUAUUAUUCUGGUGUUUUCUAAGUAAAAAAUGAAAUAAUUAAAGAGAUUUCAUGUUUCCAAGGGUCUGUCUAAUAAUAAGUCACAGAUGACGUCAAAAUGUGGUGAGUACAAUACAGUGGCAAAAGAGGCACAGCUGAGUGCGUCGCUUCUACAGACCAAACGCAUAUGGAACACAAAGAGAUAUCUACAUCAAACACAACAUUGCCGAUCAUUAACAAAAAAAUCACGUUUUACUGAAAUAAGAGUGAAAAAAAGACUAAUAGUAUUCAGUGUCAAAUUAGAAUUUAGCUAUGUCAGCAUACUGACAUCCGAAAUAUAACUUUGUUUGACUUUCGGGUGAAUGGUGAAUCGACUAUUGCAGAUAAACUGACAGUAAACUAACUCCUUUGAAAAAGACGUACCACCCAGAUUUUUCAAACAAACCAAAACUAAUUAAAAACUGAAGUCAAUGUGUUUAUUUUCCUUGUCUUCCCCUGCAAUUCCGAUAUUCAAAUGGUCCUUUACUCAAUAAUUUAGGCAAGAAAUUUUCGAAAGAGGAGCAUCCGGGAAGUUUGUUAUUAUCUCACAAAAUAUGUAGAAAGAGGGUAGGAUUUAGAGCGUAAUUGUUUUGAAUUGGCUUCAAUCUUUCAUUUAAGUGCUAUCAAAUUAAUAGAAUGAGAAAUGGGAUUGAAUUUUAUGCUCGGUAAUGAAUUAGAGAAAUAUAUUUUUGGUCACGUCACGAGCAUGGGACACAUGAAAAUUUACGAGUCCCUCUCGAGGAAUGGAAUAUCAGACCUCCUUGCUCUAGCACUAAGCCACUAGCUCACCAUAACGAGUCUCGAAGGAUUCACAUUGAGGUACGCAAUAAGGAUCCGUAAAUUUAUUUUAAACAACUGCAGAAAGUACACGAGAGAGCGUGACCUCAGUUUUUACUUGUAAAUUUGAUAUAAAUGUGAAAUACACGAGAAAAGCGUUUGAGAAGCAUGUCAAAAGUAUGGUCCCAUGCACACAGUGUUUCCUCUAUAUUUUGUUUAGUUCUUAAGCCUGCGUGCGAAAAACGUGUUCUCACACUUCAGAGCCUUGCACGUUUUAGAGGCUUGACGAUGAUUUGUGAUUGAGCCUGAACAAGCUGGAAUUUUAACCUUGGGCCUUUGAUCACCCGCCUAAAUAUGAUUUCCUUUUUAAGAAAAAAUAAAACCCAAACCGCCUUUGAUUAAGGUCGCAUCGGAAACACCAAAAAUUUGAUAAACGCUGCGGUGUCACAGCGAAUUAAUACGGCAUCUGCAUGAAACAACCAUUCUGUCUGUUUCACUCUCAGAAAUGAAUUACUAAAAUUUUUUUAAACAAAAAACUGGAAUACUUACCAAAAAUCACGUAGAAAAGAUAUGCUUACAACGUACUUUAACUUUACUUUAAUCUGUAACUGCAAUUAAUUGAAUCUAAAGGUUAUGUCUCUGAGAGGUAUAAUUACCGUAUUAACUCCAAUAAACGUUCCGGCGUUUGAUGCUGUCUUGGCUUUUUUUUUUUUUGCGUUUCCGAUACGGUGUUUAAUCAAUCAGCGUUUAUGCCAAGAUCUUCUCUGUUAAGUCUCUGAAAUCAAUCACAGAGGAUCAUCUACAAAUAUAUUUCAGAACCGCAGGAUGUUUAAAGCUCCACUAGCUCCCAUUCUGGAGAUUGAUUUGAAGGGAGUUGAAGUUAAAUGCAUUGUAAUGAGCCCGUAAUUUUUUGUUGCUGUUGUUUUAAUUUUUUUAGUCUUUGUUUUUGCCUAUUUUGGUUUUAUUGUUUGUCUUCUUUUAUUGUUGUUCUUUUUAUCCUGAACAAACGUCGCUUUCUUUCGACUGAGUGAAAUUCUCAUUUGAGGGCAGUGUAUCCCUAAGUGGUGUAGAAAGGUUUUCAUUUGCUCAAGAUCCAAAUGUUAAUCUCCUUCUAAAUUUUCAAGCACUACAACAUUUAUAUCCGCUUAUGUUGUUUAGAAAGCUAUUAAAUCAGACGUAGCGCUAUCUCCCGAAGUUUUUCGUCAAUACGAGGCAAGACCAUCAAGAUGGAUGAAGAGUCCUUGAAAAUGUUGAUUAGGUACAUGAAUGUCUCUUAAGUCCCUGCUUGAGUACAAGAAAUCCUUCACUUAGAGUUCAUCAGCCCACUUAUUUUUCUUUUUUUUCCUGUCCUUGAAAAUGUUUUUAAAACAUAGCUUGACAAGGGCAACGAUGAAAACAAAGAAGGUAGACUUUUCACGCGACGAGCCUCUUAUGCAGGCGAUGAUCAUCUUCCACCUGUAAUCCUUUCAGCUCACGCAAUUUUCUCUGUAUCCUGAUGUAACUUGAUAGUAAAAUAAUUUACAUGCCGUGUCCACUUCAGUUUUCUUGAAAAGCAAAAAACUGCCUAGCUCUGUAUGGGCCUCUUUCGUGUCCACGAAAAUGUAAACCAACCGGAGGGUAAAAAGAGUCAUACUCUACUGUAAAGCCCAUAUCAGUCUAAGUUAUAUUUUUGGUACCCACUUUCGAUGAAUGAAUAAAAAUGUUUAGUAUCAAAGAACAUAACGUUUCCCGUUAGAUUAGAGUAUACACAAAAGAACCGGAACAGAUGAUUUCCUAUUCAAGAAUUGGCUAACCAAUUUCCUUCGCUUUUUCCUCCUUUUAAAUGCCAUCGAAGUAGAACUUCAGAUUCUUUAAAUGCUUAAACUUUUAAAACUGUCACUAUGGGUGUGUGUUAAAAACGUUAAGCUCAUGCCGGUCGAUUUUGCUUUCAUAAUUCCACAAACUUUAGGUGAAGAAUCGAGAUCAACUCACACCAAGUGAAUGAGAAAUAGAGCAAGAGAAAUUGCUAGCGAUCACAGAGACACCAGUCUCGAGCUGAUUUUGCUGUCUUGCUCAUGAAAACGUUUUCGAACUUGGGGAAAUGGCAGAGAAAACUUUGCCGGAGAUUGAUCAAAAGCCGUAAUGAUGAAUGGCGCUAGAUCGUUGUUGACAUGAAAAGACUAAUCUACAAAAAAUUAGGGCUAAACUGAUUAAAGUUGCGUUGCAUUUUUCUCGACAAAAAGGUUUUUUACAGACGUUUAGUGGGGUUCUAUCUCACUUUAAGGCAAAACUAAUUGAAACAAAUUGUAGCCAAUAAAGAUCUGCGCAAAGCUAUACAGCUCAGUAAUCAAAUCCACUAUUUUCGGUAAAUCUCGUUUAGCUAAUCGUAUCAGUUGAACAGUCCAGACAAGGUCAUUGCCAUUGACUGGUUAACAAAACCUUAAGCUAGGAUAAACAUUUCAUCAGGAUUUUGACAAGAAUUAAGUACAUAAAGGGCUUGAGUCAGAUAUCGACAACAUUCUCACAAUAACCAUUGCAAUGGCUGAAAUUCAGUGCUUCGUUUUCACGACCUUGCUGCUUUUGAGUGCGAGCACCCGCGUUUCUGGUAAAAUAGGAAAAUGUGAGAAGAUCAAAAUACCAUUGUGCCAAGGCAUUGGCUACAACUUCACUUCCAUGCCAAACAUGUUCAACCACGACAAGCAGGAAGAGGCAGCGCUUGAAGUUCAUCAAUUUUGGCCGCUAGUAGAGAUCAAGUGUUCGGCGGACCUGAAGCUCUUCCUCUGUUCCAUGUUUGUUCCAAAAUGCCAGGCAAACGUCAAAAAAAGAGUUCCACCAUGUCGUUCGAUUUGUGAAAGGGCCAGAGAUGGUUGUGCGCGUUUACUGCGUCAGUAUGGCUUUUCUUGGCCCGAACGCAUGAGAUGCAAAACGUUUCCUGAGCACGGUGGCGAUGAGCCGUGCGUGGAAGGAAAUGGAAUUGUAGCGAACGGAACGUCAACGACAACUCAUCCUUUAGAGCCUGUUCUUCCGAAGAAAAAAACCCCAUUUAUGAAAUGUGAGAAGAUCAAAGUACCUUUGUGUCAGGGCAUCGGCUACAACUUCACCUACAUGCCAAACAUGUUCAACCACGACACACAGGAAGAGGCGGCGCUUGAAGUUCAUCAAUUCUGGCCGCUAGUCGAGAUCAAGUGUUCGGCAGACCUGAAGCUCUUUCUGUGCUCCCUUUAUACUCCUAUAUGUCAGCCGAACUAUAGGAAAGAAAUUCCCCCAUGUCGAUCGCUUUGCCAUCAAGCAAGGGAAGGUUGUGCGCCUCUUAUGCGCCAGUACGGCUUUUCGUGGCCCACGCGAAUGAGAUGCGAAAAUUUUCCGAAAUUCGGCCAAAAGAUAUGCAUAGGACCAAACAGAAAUUCAGCUAAAGGAUCCGUAACGACACCUUUACCCUCAGUCGCUGUAAAGAAAUGUAAAAGGAUAAAAAUUCCUUUCUGCCAGGGUAUUGGCUACAACCGUACCUCAAUGCCAAACAUCAAGGAGGAAGAUGCCGUCUAUUUCCAACAGCUCAGGCCACUAUUUGGAGGCAAGUGUUCUCCAAAUCUGAAGCUCUUUCUUUGCUCUAUGUACGCUCCAGAAUGCCGACCGAAUGUCACAGACCCACUUCCUCCUUGUCGCUCGACUUGCAAACAAGCGAAGAGAGGCUGUGCUCCUUUCAUGCGCCUACAUCAAGUUCGCUGGCCAAAGAGAAUGAGAUGCAAAAAUUUUCCAAAAGCUGGCGGCAAGAGGUCGUGCAUAGAUACGAACGGGAUUGUACAUAAGGGUGCAUAA
Molecule: messenger RNA, 5102 nt
Organism: Pocillopora meandrina
Lineage: Eukaryota; Metazoa; Cnidaria; Anthozoa; Scleractinia; Pocilloporidae
Source: the annotation of a GenBank genome assembly